Molecule: messenger RNA, 3146 nt
Organism: Oryctolagus cuniculus (rabbit)
Lineage: Eukaryota; Metazoa; Chordata; Mammalia; Lagomorpha; Leporidae
Source: RefSeq, a predicted model, not a curated record
GACGCAGGCGGCGUCACCGUCUCCAAGGAGCGGUCCGGGGCACCGGUUUCAAAGUCGCAGGGCGGGCCGAGUGGACUUCCGCUGCUGGCCCGGGGCUUCCCUACCAUCUUGGCGUCGCCCCCUCGCUCCGUGAAGGAUGCCGCCUCCAGGCUGCCCGCCGGCUCCCUUGGUGCACUCCUAGGUUGCAGGACAAGACCUCUAGGAACCUACGGGACGCCUGUCGCCCCGCGUCCCUGUCCCACCCGGUGGGAUUCGGUUGAACGUGGAACAGAAUUCACUUGGCGCGUCCUUAUCAACCCUGGAAUCGGAAAUCUCUGGCCAGGGAGAGGGACUGGUCUGGGAGUCGGGAGAAGGCAGAGCGUCAGGGCUGCGGGCGCCGCGUGAAUGGGAUGCUGAUUACACCGCCUGACAGCCUCCGGAUCCUUGCUUAGUUUUGUUUUCCCGCAUAGCGAGCUCCGUGUUUUUCAGAAGCUAAAGGUAGUGAAAGCUCCAAAUUAAAACUGUCGAAAUGGCCACGGAAAUUGACUUUCUGAGAGACCAAAAUCAAAGACUGAAUGAAGUUCUUAGGCGAUAUCAAAUGGAAAAUUUUUCCAAAUAUACAUCUGUUCAGGUGACAACUAACUGAGCACCAAAAAGGAAACCUGUUAAAGUGAAAUGAACACUAUGAGAAACGGUGACUUGAUCAACCCUCACCCUGACUGUUGAAAGCUGUCUUCAAAGGAGACGGAGAAGACAUGUUAGAAAACUCAGUAGUUGACCAAAGCUUUUUAGCCCCUCUUAUUACUGAGUAUGAUAAAAAUAUAGAAGAGCUAAAUGCACAGCUAAAAUAUUACCAGAAACAGAUGGGAGAGAUGAAACUACAGCUUCAAAAUGUCAUCAAGGAAAAUGAAAGGUUGCACAGUGAAUUAAAGGAUGCCAUUGAAAAGCAAUUGGAGGCCCUUCCCUUUGCUGCAGAGAUAGGAAAUGACAUAUAUAAAGAUGAGGAAACAGUCAAGAACCUUCAAGAACAAUUGCAACUAGCCAAUCAAGAAAAAACUCAGGCUAUAGAACUCUGGCAAACUGUUUCUCAGGAGCUGGACAGAUUGCAGAAACUUUAUCAGGAAUAUAUGACUGAGGCCCAGAUUCAUGUGUUUGAGAGUCAGAAACAAAAGGAUCAACUGACCAAUUUUCAACAGCUCACCAAACAACUUCAUGUUACUAAGGAGAACAUAGAAACGACUAACCAACACUUUCUGAAGACUAUGACUGAACAGAAUGUAGAAAUUGAACAACUCCGAAAACAACUUCGGAAAGCCAAGUUAGAUCUUAGAGUUGCAUCAGCAAAAGUGGAAGAGUUAACUAAAGUGACUGAAGAUCUUCAGGCACAGAUGCAGAAGAAGGAGGAAGAUAUGAUGUCUGCUCAAGGAAGAGAGGAAGCAUCAGAUAGGCGCUUACAGCAGUUACAAUCUAGUAUAAAACAAUUAGAAACAAGAUUAUGUGUGUCAAUUGAAGAAGCCAACCAGUUAAGAGCAGAAAAAACACAUCUGGAAAAACAGAACAGAGAGCUACAAGCAAAGUGCAAUCAACUAGAAAAUGAGAACUAUGAAGCUAUUAUAAGAGCCAGAAAUAGCAUGCAACUCUUAGAAGAAGCUAACCUUCAAAAAAGUCAGGCUCUGCUUGAAGAGAAGCAAAAAGAAGAAGAUAUAGAGAAAAUGAAAGGAACAAUUUCACGACUUCUGCAAGAUGCUGCCCUGAGAACCAGUAAAGAAGUUACAAACACAAAAAAGCAAUAUAAUGUACAGAUUUCUCGGUUAACAGAAGAAAUUUCAGCUCUUCAAAUGGAGUGUGCUGAAAAACAAAGCCAAAUCGAACGAGUCAUUAAGGGAAAAAAAGCAGUGGAAGAAGAACUAGAAAAGCCUCUCCUGCAGAUCUACCGUGAAGGCAGAGUCAAUGAAAGUGAUUACAGAAAACUGGAGGAAAUGCACCAAAGAUGCCUGGCUGCUGAGCGUUCAAAAGAUGAUCUUCAGCUAAGACUUAAGAGAGCAGAAAAUAGGCUAAAACAACUUGAGAUGAAUUCCUCAGAAAAGAUAUCACGUUCCCAAGAAAUGAUUCAGAAACUUCAAAAUACGUUGGAAUCUGAGAGAGAAAACUGUGGAUUUGUUAGUGAACAAAGACUGAAACUUCAGCAAGAAAAUGAACAGUUACAGAAAGAGACUGAAGAAUUAAGAAGAAUUGCUCUGGAUGCUCAAAAAAAAGCCAAAUUAAAGAUAAGUACAAUGGAAUAUGAAUUUUCACUAAAGGAACAUGGAUUUGAAGUUCAGUUGAGAGAGAUGGAAGACAGUAAUCGAAAUUCCACUGCUGAACUAAGGAACCUCUUAGCAGCCCAACAGAAAGCAGCCAAUAGAUGGAAAGAGGAAACAAAGACACUUACUGAAAGUGCAGAAAUUAGAAUCAAUAAUCUAAAGAGUGAACUGAGUCGACAGAAACUUCACACCCAAGAGCUGCUUUCUCAGCUGGAAAUGGCAAAUGAAAAGGUAGUUGAGAAUGAAAAAUUAAUUCUAGAGCAUCAAGAAAAAGCCAACAGACUUCAAAGGCGCCUAAGUCAGGCGGAAGAGAGAGCUGCUUCAGCCUCCCAGCAGCUCAGUGUGAUUACAGUACAGAGAAGAAAAGCAGCCUCCAUGAUGAAUCUGGAAAGUAUUUAAAAAGUAUUCAUAGUUCACUAACAGAAUUUUAGAGUUGGGGAAGCUGUUGGACUAGAAGUGUAUUGAAACGGUAAAGCCUGCAGAGAAUGGUUAAGGCUUGUGUCAUUUUGCAUAAGCUUUUUCCAUUCUGUUUUGAGGUUUAUUGGAAAACAGAACAGUGACAGUUUCCUGUGAGUAAAGAAAAUAAAAUCCUCUAUUGAGCUUCAAUGGAGAAUAAAGCCAGCUGAGAAGAACUCGUUGCCUUCAUCAACGUGUUUAUUUUUUAACUUCCCUUUCUUUUCCCUUGAAGAACAUAAUUUUCUAACUGAGCAUAAGGAAGAGAUUUUUACGAAAAUGCUAGAAGUUAACAUUCCAGAUUCCAAUAUUUGGGAAUUUUAUACUUAAUUGUUAUUCCUAAUUCAUUUUUAAAGUUCCUAAGAAUCCAUUAUGAACUCAUAACUAUAAUAAAUUAUUCAAUUUCUAAAA